Molecule: messenger RNA, 987 nt
Organism: Arachis duranensis
Lineage: Eukaryota; Viridiplantae; Streptophyta; Magnoliopsida; Fabales; Fabaceae
Product: protein FAR1-RELATED SEQUENCE 5-like
Exons: 1
Coding region: 1-987 (328 amino acids)
Source: RefSeq, a predicted model, not a curated record
AUGCUAGAAGUUGGGUCGUUACAUGUUGCAGACGAGUUUUUGGGUGAAUAUGAAGAUGUCGCGACAUUAGAUGUGGAUGACAUAAAGUGGAUGCGGUGGGAUAGUGUUGACGCUGCUUAUGAGUUUUACAGGAGGCUGGGAAUGUGUCAUGGAUUCGGCGUCAGGAAGGGUGAUUCAGGCAAAGACUGUAGAGGAAAUCUGAUUAGAUAUAGGUUUUUUUGUAACAAGGAAGGGUUGAGGGAUGGGAGACACAACGACCGAGUUGAUAGACGGAGGGCACACAAACCUGAGACACGAACCAAUUGUGAGGCUAAGCUCUCCAUAUACUUUGAUAAGACUGAGCGUUGUUGGAAGGUGCGAAUAGUUGCGACAGAACAUAAUCACGACUUGACGCCCGCAUCAAUGGUCCAUCUGAUAGCCAACCAUCGUGAAAUGACCGAUGCAGCAAAGGCUCAAAUUGAUGGGUUGCAUGCUAGUGGCAUUGCGACAUCAAAGAUUGUUGGAUACAUGGCCGGAAUGGCUGGUGGGUACUCGUUGUUGGGUUUCUUGAAGAAGGAUGUGUACAACUACGUCGACAAAACCCGGCGCGCUAACAUAUCGGAUGGCGAUGCGAAUGCGGCUGUUGUUUAUCUGGAGGGAAAGGCUGGUUCGGAUCCUAUGUCGGUUGCUAGAUAUAGUAUAACAAAAGACGCAAGGCUGGCAAAUUUAAUUUGGGCCGAUGGAGCUAGCAGAGUUGAUUAUCAACAUUUUGGAGAUGUGCUGGCCCUCGACUCGACAUAUAAGAAAAACAAGUACAAAAAACCUCUCGUGAUUUUUUCAGGGUCUAACAACCACAAGAAAACCACGAUUUUUGGGUUUGGUCUAUUAUUUGACGAGAGUGUCAGUUCUUACAAGUGGAUGUUAGAAAAUCUGCUGGAGGUGAUGUGCAGGAAGAAACCGUCUGCGGUUGUGACUGACGGGGAUAAGGCGAUCAUAAAGGCAGUCUGA